Messenger RNA from Meleagris gallopavo (turkey), 1043 nucleotides. The record is from RefSeq and is a predicted model, not a curated record. NCBI's taxonomy places the organism in Eukaryota, Metazoa, Chordata, Aves, Galliformes, Phasianidae.
CUGUGCAGAUUCAGCUGUUGGUGACCUCCCGGUGGGAAGGAGCUGCCCGGCUUUGUUUCUCACAUCAAACCUCUGCUCUCCCCCCGGCAGGUCACAGACCAGCUUCCCGGGGUUUUGACGCUGGAUUGGGAUCGUUUUAACUAAAGAUGGAAACACUGGAGUCCGAAUUGACCUGCCCAAUCUGUCUGGAGUUAUUCGAAGAUCCUCUGCUUCUGCCCUGCGCCCACAGCCUGUGCUUCAGCUGCGCCCACCGCAUCCUGCUGUCCGGCUGCUCCUCCGGCGAGAGCAUCGAGCCCCUCAGCGCCUUCCAGUGCCCCACCUGCCGCUAUGUCAUCUCCCUCAACCACCGUGGCCUGGAGGGCCUCAAGAGGAAUGUGACGCUGCAAAACAUCAUCGACCGCUUCCAGAAGGCGUCGCUCAGCAGCCCCAACUCCCCCAGCGAGAGCCGCCGCGAUCGGCCCUACCGCCCCAACCCCACCAUGUCGGUGGGCGGCGAGAGGAUCGCCUGCCAGUUCUGUGAGCAGGACCCGCCGAGGGAUGCUGUCAAGACGUGCAUCACCUGCGAGGUGUCCUACUGUGACCGCUGCCUGCGGGCCACGCACCCCAACAAGAAGCCCUUCACCAGCCACCGGCUGGUGGAACCCGUGCCCGACGCGCACUUCCGAGGUCUCACCUGCCUGGAGCACGAGAAUGAGAAGGUGAACAUGUACUGCGUGGCUGAUGACCAGCUCAUCUGUGCCUUAUGUAAACUGGUGGGGCGGCACCGGGAUCACCAAGUGGCGUCGCUCAGCGAUCGCUUCGAGAAGCUCAAGCAAACCCUGGAGACAAACCUCACCAACCUGGUUAAACGCAACAGCGAACUGGAGAACCAGAUGGCCAAGCUGAUACAGAUCUGCCAGCAAGUGGAGGUCAGUGAGCACAGCGUGUGGCACUGGGGAGCUCCCAGCUCAAGCCAGGGGGGUGUGCAACAUUGCUCCCACCUCCCUCCCACAGCAGUAGGACCGUGGAGGGGGUGGGGUGGGCUAUGAGGGUUGGUGGGAGGC